AUGAGAUCAUUGCUUACUGCACACCAGAGAAACCAUACAAGGGAGUGGCCCUACAAAUGUGAAGAAUGUGGCAAAGGUUUUUAUCAAUCSUCACAACUUAAAACACACCAGAGAAGUCAUACUGGAGAGCGGCCCUACAAAUGUGAUGAAUGUGGCAAAGGUUUUAGUCAAAGAUCAAGUCUUACUCAACAUGAGAAAAUUCAUACUGGAGAGCGGCCCUAUACAUGUGAAGAAUGUGGCAAAAGAUUUUGUCAAAGAUCAAAGCUUGCUGAACACCAGAGAAUUCAUACUGGAGAGCGGCCCUACACAUGUGAAGAAUGUGGUAAAGGUUUUAGUCAAAGAUCAACCCUUACUCACCACCAAAGAGUUCAUACUGGAGAGAAGCCCUAUAAAUGUGAAGAAUGUGGCAAGGGUUUUAGUCAAAAAUCAAGCCUUACUCAACACCAGAGAAUYCAUACUGGAGAGCGACCCUACAAAUGUGAAGAAUGUGGCAAAGAUUUUAAAGAAAGAUCAUAUCUUAAGGAACACCAGCGAAGAAUUCAUACUGGAGAGAAGCCCUACAAAUGUAAAGAAUGUGCCAAAGAUUUUUGUCGAAAAUCAAGCCUUACUAGCCAUCAGAGAGUUCAUACUGGAGAGAAGCCUUACAAAUGUAAAGAAUGUAGCAAAGGUUUUGCUCAAACAUCACAACUUAAAGCACACCAGAGAAUUCAUACUGGAGAGAAGCCAUACAUUUGUAAAGAAUGUGGCAAAGCUUUCAGUCAAAGAGCUAAGCUUGCUGACCACCAGAGGAUUCAUACUGGAGAGUGGCCGUACACAUGUGAAGAAUGUGGCAAAAGUUUUAAUUACAUAUCAAUCUUUACUCAACACCAGAAAAGUCAUACUGGAGAUAGGCCCUAUAAAUGUGAAGAAUGUAGCAAAGCUUUUCGUCAUAGAUCAACCCUUGCCAAACACCAGAAAUUUCAUACUGGAGAGAAGCCCUAUAAAUGUGAAAAAUGUGGCAAAGGUUUUAACCAAAGGUCAUACCUUAUUAAUCAUCAGAGAAUUCAUACUGGACAGAAGCCAUACCAUUGUAAAUAGUGUCAAAGGUUUUGAUUGAAAAUCAUGCCUUACACUACAUCAGAAAAUCCAUACUGGAGGGAGC
Messenger RNA from Urocitellus parryii (Arctic ground squirrel), 1141 nucleotides. NCBI's taxonomy places the organism in Eukaryota, Metazoa, Chordata, Mammalia, Rodentia, Sciuridae. The record is from RefSeq and is a predicted model, not a curated record.